GUUCCGUGGUGUUCGGUUGGAUUGUUCCCGGUUUCGCGUGGUGUGUUGGUCGGUUGGCAAGCAAGCUUCACACGGAAGAAAAAUAGAAUGACAGCGACGUGAGGAUUCUGAUACACGGGAACGGUCUUCCUGCUCAGUCUCUCCCCGAGCGAGUUUCGAGCCGCGCGUUUCUUCAGGUCGAAGCCAUCGAAAGGAUGUGGCGUCUCGACGCAGCUACGCUUUUGCUCUGCUUUCUGGUACCGGUAUUUGGUCAAGACGGCAGCCUCUACUUCUCCGUGAGUCCCGGCGAGCACUCGGUCGCCGAGGGAUCCCCGGUGCGUUUGAGAUGCGAGGCACAGCCCAGUUCGCUGGUCAAGUACUCGUGGAAAAUCGACGGACAGCCGCUGGCGCCGAGUCCACGGAGACACCAGGAUGGCGGCGACCUUCGUAUCACCAGGGUGAACCGAAUCCUCGACAGUGGAAACUUCGUCUGCGUCGCCACCCACGAGGAAACUGAAUAUUCCAUCGAGAGUUCACCAGCCAAGAUCGACAUUCAAUGGAUCAGCGAGGCGAGCGUGCAGCUACAGCAGCCGAAGUUACCCUCCGCGAUCCGUGUGGGAGGCGAGAUCGAACUUCGAUGUCACGUGGACGGUUCCGGAGACAUGAAGUACGAGUGGUACAGAAACCGCGAACCGGUGGUAAGGAGCGAUCGGAUCGAGAUCAAGAAGAAGAAGCUGCACGUUCACCGAGCCGUACCCGAGGACAGCGGAAUGUACAGCUGCCUGGCGAAGAACGAGGCUGGAUCGUCUCCGAAAAUGGAAAGCUUCCCCCUGGUCGUCUCGGGUAACGAUACCGCCACGAUAAAGGUCGUUCCCAGGGACCUGAUCGCGAAGCGCGGCGAACCGGCGAUGCUUCACUGCGCCUUCGACGACGCCGAUUCCGUUCAGUGGUUCUUCAAGGAUAUCGGGCCGUUGGAAACCGACGACGAGAGGACGGUGUUGGAGAACGGUACUCUGGUGAUACGGUCCGCCGAGCACAGGGACCAAGGAUUUUAUUCGUGCCACGGCGAUCGAGGGGAUAGCAGCAUCACCUACACGGUCGACCUUCAGAUAGCCUAUUUGAUGAACCUUUCGGCGGCUUCGUUCGAGCCUCUACUGCCGAACCAAGUGGCCGUGGUGGGCGAGGAUCAGGAGCUGCAAGUCAGCUGCUUGGAACCAUCCGGUCUGCCGUCCCCGAAGGUCUACUGGAAAGAUCCCAAGGGACACAUCAUAAGCGAUUCCGGGCCUGUGCGCGUUCAGGAUAACACGCUUAUCGUUGCGAAGGCUCGAAUAGGCGAGGACGAUGGCAAUUACAGCUGCGUGGCUGAGAAUAUGGCCGGGGAGACGGAUAUAUUCGCCCAAGUGGUGAUUUCCACUCCACCGACGCUGAUAAGCUCGCCGGAGAGCCUGAGCGUAAUGGAGGGAGAUUCCGUGACGCUGACGUGCUCCUACUUCGGCAUGGAACCGCCGGUGACCCACGUACGUUGGCUGAAAGACGGCGAGCCUGUGAAGGAGAGCGGCGGCCCGACGAGACAUCGAGUAACGGAUCACCACGGCAACGUGACCCUGCACUUAAAGAGCGCCGACCUGUCCGACAAGGGCAGCUACAUGUGCGAGAUAUUCACGAAAGGUUUCCCGUCGAUAUUUUCGGAGCGAGCCAGUUUGACGGUCGAGGAGAAGCUCAAGUUCUCCCCGCAACCGGUGGACAAGCGGCUGGAGCUUGGCUCGACGGCCAAAGUGCCGUGCAAGUCUCAGGGCGCCACUAAUCCGACGGUGAAGUGGAUCAAAGAGGGGGCAGGCGAGGAAUUUCCAAAGCACGUGCAAGAUAUCAAUGGAACUCUUCACUUCAAUGGAGUUCUCGAGGAGGACAAGGGUCGUUACACGUGUAUAGCCAGCAACGCGCAGGGAUCGAUCAAUCACACGAUCAGCAUCGACGUAGUCAUCGCGCCAAAGUUCACCAUCCAGCCGCAGAAUCCGACGGAGGCGAUCGAGGGGUAUCCGGUGAUGCUGCACUGUGCGGCCGAAGGCGAUCCCAAGCCGACCAUCCAGUGGGACAGGGACUCUCGAAUGAACAAUCUGAACAAUUCCCGCUUCGAGGUGCUCGGAAACGGAAGUUUGUACAUAAAGGAAGUGUACAUGAGCGACGAAGGGAAGUACGGAUGCACGGCGGGCAACAGCGGAGGUUUGAAGCGGGAAGAGGUUCAGUUGAACGUGAAAGCCGGCGACACGUACAGAUUCGACGUGGAUUUGGAAGUGGGGGACGACGGAUCGAUGAUGACGAAGACGGUUACGAUCACUCUGAGCGCGGCCGCGGCGUAUAUGGUGUUGGUCGUGGGUCUCAUGCUCUACUGUCGUUACCGUCGACGUCGUAGGAAGCAGCAGUAUCUCCAAGAACAGGCAGAAGAAAAACUGGAGAACGGAGAGGUGCAAGAGGAACAGACCGAGCUAAAAGAGACCAGCAACAGCAAGAUGAACUCGACCGGUAGGAAAAAGGAGAACCGCGAUUCCCACAAUAAGAGCGACGGCGCGGAUACCGCUCAGAGUCAGAGCAGCAACCAGUCGAAGAAGUCCAAGUCGAAUUACGACAAGAUCGCCGCGUCGCGUAGCAAUUUGAAGGAACUGAAACCACUGGGUCGAGGUGAAUUCGGCGAGGUCUACUCGACCAAGUAUCAAGUCGACGGUGAUAAAGAGACGCUGGUCAUGGUGAAGAGUCUGAUCAAUACGAAGGACGAGACUGCUCUCCAGGAGUUUAAGCGUCAUCUGGAUCUUCUGCACAAGCUGAACCACGAGAACGUGGUGAAACUGAUCGGUCUGUGCCGCGAGGAGGAACCGGACUACAUGAUUCUCGAGUAUACCGACUGGGGAGACCUGAAGCAAUUCCUGAUCGCCUCGCGAAAGGACAAUAACUCGAGCCCGACCCACGAGUCGAAGCCUCCGCGAGCACCACAGCUAUCGGUCGCGCAGAUUCUCUCCCUGUCGAAUCAAGCGGCGAAAGGCUUGAAGCAUCUCGCGGACAGCCGUCUGGUUCACAAAGAUAUCGCCGCCCGAAACUGUCUAAUCGCUAGCAACCUCACGAUCAAAAUCUCGUUGCCGUGCAUGACCAAAGAACCGUAUCAACAGGAGUACACGAAACAUCGAAACCAAGUGAUCCCUCUGAGAUGGUUGCCAUACGAGGCGGUCUACGAGGACGAAUACUCGACCAAGAGCGACGUUUACUCGUUCUCGUGUCUCGUCUGGGAGAUGUUCCACCAGGGUGAGCUGCCGUUCAUCAAGAUGAACGACGAGUCCGUGUUGGCCGCGCUGAAAGCUCAAACUCUCGCGUGGAAGCCUCACAAAGCCGCGCCGCCUGCCUUGCAGGAGCUUCAAGCUCAAUGUUGGGCCAACGACCCGCGCGAGAGACCGACCUUCGACGAGGUCGUCUCGAAAAUAGGUGAAAUUGUCGUCGACAGUUGUCUUUAGAUUGAUCGACAAUGCCACGAGGCUCUAAAUCGGAGAUACCGCGAUAAGGGUAAUGGCCGCGCGGACUCGCCGUGAACUCGUCGCGUUCGGAUGAUCCCGAUUCUCGCCCGAUCCCGCGACGAUUACUCGUGUUACGGUAUUCUGUCGCGUCCAUUAGGUCGAUAAGAAUAUAAUUUAUUUCUGACAGAAGGAUCCGCUCCAAUGAUUGCUAAUGUCGGAUUAAGUAAGGAUACUUACGAUCCAGUACACGCUACAAUAUAUACGACUAACGCAAUAUUUAGUAUUCAAUAUCAGUGUAACGAUAGGUAUAUCGAUCACCGCACAUCGAAUAUUCGUAAGAUACGCUAUGUUGUCGUUACGGCAGAAAUCGCAAGCUACAGUGUGAAUGUUAAGAAAGUAUCACGACCAUAUCAACAUUGAACGAACGACGAUUUUUAUAUCCCGCCUAAUUCAAGUCUACACGUUGUAUCCCGUUAAGGUCUAAGGCUUAAGGAUUAUUUAUAGCGUACACUUGCGUCUGACGCGUACAUAUAUAAUUAUAUGUAAUACAAAUUUGAUAUAUACAUAUGUAUAUGUAUGUGUGCGUGCGUACACAGGAUGGAUCAAGCGAUGAGAAAGUCAGUUCCGUGUAUCGUUCGUAUAUCGACGAUUGGGCGAACGACGGCGAUCGGGUAUGGGCCGUUUCGUGUACGCGCGAGAUGAUAAGAAAUGAAAGGAGAAAAUAGCCAGAAGCGAUUACUGUCGACUAACUCGAAGAAGAUAAAGCAAACGGCCUUGUAUAUACCGUGGGUGUAAGCGUAAGUUCGUUCGUUAAGUACAAUCGCGAGAUUCGACUUUUCAUUUUUCAUGAUUACACACACUUUCGAGAGAUGCGACGCUACCGUUCUCAUUGUUUCUCGUCCCUUUCCAAAGGGGGAAAAAAUCCUUCCGUUUAUCGAGAGAAAAAAAAAAAAAUUCACAAACGAAGAUUUUACGGUCACGUCGAAAUUUUAUAACGCGAAACAUCUUUCCAUUUUUUUCCAUUUUUGUACUUGGGCGGCAGGCAGAAUAGAUCAAGAAAGGAGCAUCGUUUUCUUGGCUGAAUACGUCGAUUGUCGAUAUCACGAAAUUCAUACAACGAAACCAUUUCCUUUCAUUUCGGUUUCUUUGGUUCCGUUUCGCAGUGAAAUCUUCUUUUCGGCUUCGUCCCAUGGCGUUCAGUUUCCGGGAGUUGCGCCUGCGUUUCCGUAUCUUCGGCUUUCAUUCCGAGUUCGACGAUCGAACUACUCGAAUGGUACAAAGAACCACGAACCGCGAACAAGUUUUUAACCGUACAGGAGAUAAUAGAGGGAUUAUAGGUCACGGUUACAAUUCAGCAUGAAUACUCGAUACGAUCGUGUUAGGUACGUGCUAUUCCUGCAUCGGAUAUUCUACCACGAUGAUUAUCAUCGUAGCUCACGCGAACAAUCGCAAAUACAUAUACGUACAGAGCUGUCAACGUCGAAGUGCGAACAUCGAACCGGAGGUGCGAUCUCCUAAAGUCGUAACAAUACCUUCGGUUGUUGCUGGUUAUCGAGCUUUUUCGAGAUAAUCACGAUGCUGGCUGAAACACGAGAGAGGGUCGAUCAGUAUUCAAAAUAUUCCUCAGCUCUGCAUACGUAUACGCAAUAUAAAAUAUAUAAUGUAUCAUAUACGCAUCUAGAUGUACGAGACAGUAAGAUAAACACUGCCAAUGAGUAAUCUCUGUAACGUUAAACGUUCUCAUAAUCAUAGCGAAUACGACCAUUCCCUAAUUUAAUGCACCCUCGUCGCAACGAAGGUAUCGUGCGAGAAGGGCGACCUUGCUCCACGUGCCUAUGCAAAUCACGAUUUUGCAAGGGCGUUCCGAGCGUUGUCGUUAGAUCGUUCGCCUCGAUCGCUUCACAUUUCCAUCAACGCGCGUGCACAGUUCCCGUUGGAUAUCGCGCGAUAUUCCACAGACUGAAACUUUGAUUUCGAUCGUCAGAAGUUCGCGGGCGAUCGUCGAUCGAUACGGUGUAACAGCGUUCGCGGACGCGCUCGCAAAAGGUCCGGCCUGAAUUUUCAAAUGCUUCCUAAAUGUUCGCAGUAUACGCAGCCAAGAAAUAUUCUUGUAAUAUAAAAAGUACGUUAGGAACAUACCUUGCAGCAACUUGACUGGCGGUUCGUAAUCGUUGCAAGACUAAUUAGUCGAGUUAUAUCACGGAUCUAACUAUGCUCAUAUCAUUCGCUGAUCGUAUUUCCCGGGGCUGCGAUCGUCGACCCGUCGACUUGUCUCUCGUCGGAUCGAGAAGAUUCGCCCUGAAUGUUCUCCCUGCCGUUUAACGAUCCGCAGUUGUCGCCGUCAUUGACUGCGACAUAUUUCGCUCUCCCAAUUUAUAUCGAUAAAUCGUUCGGUUUCGCCGGGACUCUUGUCCGUUCCAUGCGUCGUCGUUCCGAACGAUUUCGCGGCAAGACGAGGGGUUGACGCGGCCGACACACCGACGCGAAACAAGCGCUGCGCCAGUGAUUUUUAAUGAAGCGACCUAUUACUUCUAAUAUCUAGUCAUACACGGUGAGAAAAGCGUAAGCGAGCAGCGAACUCAAGAUCCAUUUUUACACGACGUUUCAUAUCCCUAGGCAUUUUGUAAUCCAUUUCUUUUUUACAGUAUUUUGUAAAUAUUUGUACUUUUUUAUCUACUACAUCGUACUUAUGACUCUUUGAAAUAGUAUAUGCUACGAUUAAAUAAAGGUGGACAAAAAAAAAAAGAAGAAAAAAUGGAA
This is a messenger RNA of Bombus pyrosoma, 6236 nucleotides long. Its product is annotated as inactive tyrosine-protein kinase 7-like. Gene Ontology annotation, cellular component: axon; plasma membrane. Gene Ontology annotation, biological process: homophilic cell-cell adhesion; dendrite self-avoidance; protein phosphorylation. The transcript is spliced from 9 exons. Gene Ontology annotation, molecular function: ATP binding; protein kinase activity; cell-cell adhesion mediator activity. NCBI's taxonomy places the organism in Eukaryota, Metazoa, Arthropoda, Insecta, Hymenoptera, Apidae. The record is from RefSeq and is a predicted model, not a curated record. The coding region runs from base 195 to 3476 and encodes 1093 amino acids.